AUCUCUAUAUAACAGGAGACUGGAAUGAAUCCCCUGUAGUUCAGUACACCUCUUGUAGUGAAGCUUGUGUAUCUCUUAGCAGUGACUGAUCAUCAUGUCAUACUCCAGCCAAAGCUCAUUCAGUUCCGGGGGCCCCUUCAAGGCAUCCCAAGCAGGGUCUGGAAGUUCUUCCUUCAUGUCCUCUGGGGGUUCUUCCAUGCGGAGAGCUCCUAGCAUUUACGAGGGCGCUGGAGGCUUCGGUACCCAAGUCUUGAGCCAGUCCAGGUCAGCCAGUUUUGGAGGGUAUAGUGGAGGCUUUGGCAUGGGAGGAGGAAGAGCAGGAGGAGCAGGGGACUUCGGUGCCAGUGGAGACCUUGGUCUCUCCAUCAACGAGAAGGCCACCAUGCAGAACCUCAAUGACCGUCUGGCUGCCUACCUAGAGAAGGUGCACUCUCUGGAGACUGCCAAUUCCAAGCUGGAGAUCCAGAUCCAGGAAUUCCUGAAGCUGAAGAUGCCACAGAGCGACCGAGAUUAUAGCACCUAUGAAAAGAUCAUCCAUGACCUCCAGCAACAGAUCAUUGCUGCUCGUCUUACAAAUUCCAAGAUUACCCUUCAAGUUCAUAACACAAAGCUGGCUGCUGACGACUUUCGCGUGAAGUACGAGGCUGAGCUGGCAAUGAGGCAGUCCAUCGAGGCCGACAUCGUCGGACUGAGGAAGGUCCUGGACGAGCUGACUCUGACCAGAUCCAACCUGGAGAUGGAGAUCGAGGGGCUGGUGGAGGAGCUGAUCCACCUCAAGAAGAACCACGAGGAGGAUCUGGCAUCUCUCAAGGCUCAGACUAAUUCCGGAUCGGUCAAUGUGGAGGUGGACGCUGCCCCACAGCAGGACCUAUCCAGAGUCCUGGAUGAAAUCAGAGCGCAGUACGAGGGCAUCGCUGCCAAGAAUACCCGCGAGAUUGAGGCCUGGUACAAGGACAAGUUUGACACUCUGAACCAGCAGGUCACCUCCAGCACCACUGAGAUCCAGACCAGCAAGACUGAGAUCAAAGACUUGAAACGAACGCUGCAGGGCCUGGAGAUUGAGCUGCAGUCUCAGCUCAGCAUGAAAGGAGCUCUGGAGGGCACACUGGGGGAGAUAGACACCAACUACUUCAACCAGCUCAACAGGCUGCAGGGGAUGGUGAGCAGCCUGGAGGCGGAGCUCAUGCAGCUGCGCUCCGACACGGAGCGCCAAUCCCAGGAAUACCGGAUGCUGCUGGACAUCAAGACCCGUCUGGAGAUAGAGAUCGCUGAGUACAGGCGCCUGCUGGACGGAGAGGAUAGCAGCAGGAGCAACAGCAGCAACAUCAGUGUAUCGACCAUCAGGAGUACUGAAACAACCAAAGUGAGCAAAACUCAGCAGUCAGAGGGAACUUCUUCAUUGUCGUCUUCGUCCUCCCAACACCUCACCUCCCUGGUGGAGUCAAAACCAGCGCCACCACCAGCACCAGCACCAGCGCCACAGGUCCUGAAAACCAGAAAGGUGAAGACCAUUGUAGAAGAGCGAAUAAACGGAAAGGUUGUUUCUACUCAAGUGCAGGAGGUGGAAGAGAAGAUGUAAAACAACCAACACUGUCUAUCUUCUAUCUACUGCUUCAUAAUACCGAAAAGGUCAUCCCAGUUGAAAACCCUACUGCAUAUAUAUAUAUAUAUAUAUAUAUAUAUAUAUAUAUAUAU
This is a messenger RNA of Polyodon spathula (Mississippi paddlefish), 1695 nucleotides long. RefSeq names its product keratin, type I cytoskeletal 19-like. The record is from RefSeq and is a predicted model, not a curated record. The transcript is spliced from 8 exons. Lineage: Eukaryota; Metazoa; Chordata; Actinopteri; Acipenseriformes; Polyodontidae. The coding region runs from base 95 to 1579 and encodes 494 amino acids. Gene Ontology annotation, molecular function: structural molecule activity.